Molecule: messenger RNA, 3199 nt
Organism: Carassius gibelio (silver crucian carp)
Lineage: Eukaryota; Metazoa; Chordata; Actinopteri; Cypriniformes; Cyprinidae
Product: craniofacial development protein 1
Exons: 7
Coding region: 234-1169 (311 amino acids)
Source: RefSeq, a predicted model, not a curated record
UUUUUUUUUAGCUCAAAGUUGGUACACUCUUUCUGAAAAGAAACGACAGUUAUUAAUGGAUGUAGUUAGAUGAAGCUUUUAUAGAUCAGAUAUUGCUAGCAAGCUAACAUGCUGGGAAGUGCUUCUAGCUAGCAGGUUAGCUGCAUCUUUUCAUCAUUUGGGUUCAUCUAGUUAUUAUCGGAGUCCUUUUUUGAUUAAGCAGCUAAUACAGCGCAUCACACGGAGAAAUAAAGAUGAAUUAUUCGGAUUACGACUCGGAUGGUUAUUCUUCAAAUGAAGAUGAAGACUACGUCCCUUCUGAUGAUAACCUGAGCGAGGAUGACAUGAAUGAAUGUGUAAAGGAGGAUGCACUGGAAGGGGAGGAUCACAUCGCACAGCAGUCAGAGCAAGUAAAGAAGAUGAAGAAGAAAUCUAAAGCAAACAUCCCCAUGAGGAAAAGGAAAAAAGGAGGACUCAAACUAGAAGAAAAUGAUGAAGGUGGUUCAGCAGACCAACAGAAAGGUGAAGAUAACGCAGAAGAGGAUCAUUUCAGUCACGUUCAGUCUCAAGAGGACAUUGCAGAGAAACAUAAGAAGAAAGCAGAUGAUCUUUGGGCUAGUUUUUUGAGUGAUGUUGGCCCUCGACCCAAAGCAGCACCUCCAUGUGUGGACUCUCAGCAGUUCACAUCUACGACUGAUACAGAUAAGACCAGUAAACCCUCGACAGCAUCUCAGCAGCAGGAGGACAAACCAAAAGAAUCCUCCAAAAUCACAAUCACCAAGGUGUUUGACUUUGCAGGAGAAGAGGUUCGGGUCACCAAAGAGGUGGACGCAGACUCACGAGAGGCCAAGAGUUUUCUGAAGAAGGAGGAUAAGGUCCUAAAGGAGAAAGAAGAGUCCUCUGGGCCACAGCCAUCCGUAUCGCUCUCCUCUGGAUCCAGUGUGAAGAGGCCAGCGGGCAUGGGGAGCAUCCUGAAUCGCAUUGGGGCCAAAAAGCAGAAGAUGAGCACUUUGGAGAAGUCCAAGAUGGACUGGAAUGCCUUUAAAACAGAGGAGGGCAUUGCAGAUGAGCUGGCAAUCCAUAAUCGAGGCAAAGAAGGGUACGUGGAGCGAAAGAACUUCCUAGAGCGAGUGGACCAGCGGCAGUUUGAGUUGGAGAAGAGUGUGCGUCUGAGCAACAUGAAACGGUGACAAGAGGAGAGAGCAGACAUAUUCACUGAUCAAAACACAGACUGUCCCAUAUACACACCCUGCAUACACUCUCGGUUUUCAUUGUCACAUAGAUCCCUGACCUGUAGCUCCCCAAAACAAAAACUGGACUGCCUUCACAAUCGAAUGUACAGCUGCCAUAUUGUCUUUUCCUUCUUCCGCUCUUACUUUGUCCAAUAUUGCAUGUCCACUUUUAUCAGGGCUUUUUUAACAUGAAAGGAUUUCUUAUCGCACAGGUUUGAAUCCUUCCCCUUUUCAAAACUAUAAUAAUCUGUGAGAUAUUUUUCGGACAAUGAAAGUCAUGUAGUUUCAGAGUUAUCAUUUUGAAAAAAUGUGAGUGCUGCUUGACUGUAUAAAAGGUGUUUUGAGUGUUUUUUUAGUGCAUUGCUAAGCUGUUGCGGGGGCGUUAUGGGUGAUAGCUCAACCCCAAAAGUGCAUGCCAUAAUCUUUAUGAUAUUUUCAUCUCUGGAUAUGGCUCUGUGUUAUUUUUAUUUUUUUAAUUCGUUGUCUAUUCGAUUUUUCACUCAUUUUAUCAUUCUCCAGCUAAAAUGGUAAGCUAUAUAGCAAAGAAAAGUAAUAGCAAGCUUCUCUUGCACGAUUUGAGGAUGUACCACAAAUGGGACAAGUUACAUAAAUUCAUGCAUCACUCUUUUUUUGUUUGAAAGAAAUUAAUAAAUUUUUUUUGUUCAGAAAGGAUGCAUUAAAUUGAUCAAAAGCUGCAUUAAAAACAUAUAUAAUCUGAAAAAAGAUUUUUUUUGUAUCUCUAUUCAUCAAUGUAUGGAAAAAAUUCAGCUUUGCCAUCACAGGAAUAAAUUACAUUAGAAUAGAAAAUGGUUAUUUUAAAUAGUAAUAAUAUUUUACAAUAUAACUGUUUUGAGUGCAUUUGUAAUUAAAUAUAUGCAAACUUGGUAAGCAUAAAAGACUUCUUUGACAAAAAAUAACACAAAAUUGAAUUGACCCCAAACUUUUGAAAGAGAGUGUAAAUUAUGAGCAAUAUCAUUAGUUCCAUUAAUGAUUUCAAGCGUUAUUAUAAUGGCUGUGUAAAUCUAUAAUGUAUAUUUCAGACUAAAUUGCAGUACUGUUUGUUUCUGAUGUGUCAAUUCUUAAUUUGUUAUUUUUCCUGAAAAACCAUGCUGGGGCUUUUGAUAGCAUGGGCGGUAACUUGUUCAUCCUUUUACUUGAAGAUAAUGGUCUUGUUUACAUAAUUCAAUCUUCCCUCUCCCUGUGCGUAGGCCUGUGUGGGCACAACAUUUGUUUACUGCCAUUUCCUGCUGCUUGACUUCCAUUUAGAAGGAUGUUCGGCAUGCUCCACGCAUCUCUCCAGAUUUCUGUAAUGGCUGACCCUCACAGCAGUCCCCUGCCUCACUGCUGCAUGGCUUAUUUCCCAAAUGGAGAUGAGUAGCUGUUCUCUGCUCUGAUGUUGUCCUGUGCAAACAUCAGACUCUGCAGGUGGGAAUUUGAAUGAUACUGGCAUAAUUCCCUCACUUAAUCAAUGUUCUCGAAGAUAAGCACUGAGGGCUUUUUGUGUUUUUUUUUUUACACCAAUAAACUGGUACAUUCUAAGCCGAAAUAAAUAAAUGUCCCUGCAUGAGCAUACAGAAACAAUCAUAUCACAGAGUACGUCAUUUGCAGAUACUCCAUGCAUAGCUGUACUCUUAAAGAAACCUUUCACCCCAACUGAAAAUUGUCAUUAUUUACUCUGGUCUUUUCAAACUUGUUUAACUUUCUGUCUUCUGUGAAACCAAAAGGGUACAUUUUUAAGUACAUUGUUUCCACUCUUUUCAGUAUAAUGAAUGAAGAUGUGAGCUGCAGAAUUUCCAAAAUGACAAAACGGCAACAUAAGUUUAUUAAAUAAUAAAAUCCUCGUACACCUUGUGCUUCAUGAGAGUAUUCAGAUUCUGAGUGAUCUCUUUUCAGUCAGACCUAUUCAAUUUUAAUUUUGACUGUUAAACAUUUACAUUUAUAAUGCUAUACUUUGCUUUCUUACAUUGGCAUUAAAUUACAUAAAACUA